AUGCAAGACGAAAAUUCUAGCAACAGUCUACCUCGAGAGACCCCUUGCCUGAGUUAUUGGCAACGGACAAUUCGGGCCUUUCCGCAUUUGUUUGCGAAUCAACACGUGCAGGUCCCUCCACGUAUCAAAUAUGUGGUUAUCGGAUCAGGGCUUUCUGGGGCGCUCACGACCUUUGAGCUGCUAGAAGCAGGCGUGAAGGGUGAGGAUGUACUUAUUCUGGAAGCGCGCGAAGCUGCCAGCGGUGCAAGUUCUCGGAAUGCCGGCCACGUCCGCCCAGAUGCGUUUCGUGGGUUCAAUGCCUACUCGAAGGUUCACGGGCCAGAACAGGCGUUGAAGAUCAUUGCCAACGAGCGACUUGUUCUGGAGAAGGUGGAUGAGUUCGUGAAGAAACACAAUGUACAAUGCGAUUUCAACUUGACGUCCACUUUUGAUAUCUGCAUGACGUCUGAAUUUGCCAAAUACGAAAAUGAGAGUCUUGAGGCUUAUAAGCAGGCUGGAGGAGAGACUUCGCAUAUCGUGUGUUAUGAAGGCGAGGAGGCCAAAGACAAGACGAGGGUUUCUAAAGCAGUUGCAGCUUACGAGUGGCCUGCGGGAUCCUGUCAUCCUGCAAAGUUGGUUCAGUUUAUCUUGCAAUCCGUAAUCGGAAGGGGCGUGCAGCUAUUCACAUUUUGUCCUGCCACAGCGAUAAAGCAAAACGGAUCCGAGCUGGAACAGUGGGAUGUACAUACCCCACGUGGCACCAUCACAGCUGAAAAGAUCAUCCACUGUACCAACGCCCAUGCAGCACUUCUACUUCCUCAGCUGCAAGCGUAUAUGCGGCCAAACCGUGCCCAAGCCCAUUCUUUGGUUCCAACCCCGGCCUUUACAGCUCAAAAUAUUCUUCAGAAGACCUUUUCACUCCGCUAUAGUCUCUACCACUUCUACUCUUUAAUCCAACGCCAAGGUGACGGUACACUCAUUCUAGGAGUCUCAAGAUCAAAUCCUACUUUGAGCCCUGAAACCUUGGCUAGUCGCUUCAGCACCGAUGAUGGACACUACAACCAAGAGAUUGCUCAUGAUGCGCUACAUAGUUUCCAGAGAAUAUUUCCUGACUCUGUAUCACAGUAUGCUAAACACGGUGAAGGGUUGGAUCAUUCAUGGACAGGGAUUAUUGCCAUGACACCUGAUUCUGUUCCAUUUGUUGGUGCUAUCGAAUCUCUACCUGGCCAAUACAUUUGCGCUGGAUUUAAUGGGCAUGGGAUGGCACGAAUUUUCACCAGCGCCCCAGGCGUUGCGAAACUUGUUUUGGGGCAUGAAUGGAGCACUACGGGGCUGCCCGAAUGCUUCCAGUAUAGCCGAGAGAGAUUGUCUCGACUUGCGGAGGGUGGGCUUCCUUCUAUCUGGUAG
This is a messenger RNA of Penicillium odoratum, 1386 nucleotides long. Its product is annotated as NAD(P)/FAD-dependent oxidoreductase. Lineage: Eukaryota; Fungi; Ascomycota; Eurotiomycetes; Eurotiales; Aspergillaceae. The record is from RefSeq and is a predicted model, not a curated record. The transcript has 3 exons. Gene Ontology annotation, cellular component: cytoplasm. Bases 1 to 1386 code for a protein of 461 amino acids. Gene Ontology annotation, molecular function: oxidoreductase activity.